Messenger RNA from Pseudogymnoascus destructans, 2649 nucleotides. RefSeq lists its product as uncharacterized. The transcript has a single exon. The record is from RefSeq and is a predicted model, not a curated record. Lineage: Eukaryota; Fungi; Ascomycota; Leotiomycetes; Thelebolales; Thelebolaceae. Bases 772 to 2208 code for a protein of 478 amino acids.
UCUCGCCGUAGGAGUAAACGCUGAAUCAGGCAUUUGCUUACCUAUCCAAGGAUAAAUAGAAAGAAAACGUGAGGAGCUUCCCUCUCCGUUUUCUCACAUAACAUCAACAGAAGACAUCUUCCACACAUCAACAUUCUGUGGGCAAUCAAAGCUGAGAGAUUCGAAACGAAACGUUCCACGAGGUAUGUUUACCUUUUCUUUGACGAGACGCUCUAUUGAUAAUAGGUAGCAAAGCCGCCCUGAAUAAGGAGAAAACCCAUCGGCGUAGCAACUAUCAUAUCAGUGAACGUCCACAACUACACACUUGGAAGCUAACAACAAACUCGAUUCCGAGAGUGUCAACCUCAACAACUUCCCACUUGGAAGCUAUAUCAACUUGCUUCUUCGAGUGUGAACAUCAACGCUCCACACUUGGAAGCCAGCUUGCUUUCGAGGGUGUGGACGACCACAACUGCACACCUCGAAGCUACAACAACUUGCUUCUGAGGUUGUAAAAGUCUGUGACUACACACUUCGAAGCUACACUUGCUUCUGACAGUGUGAACAUCAACGUCUGCACACUUGGAAGCUUCGCCAACUUGCUUCUGAGGUUGUGAUCGUCUGCAGCUUCAGACUUCGAAGCUCCGACAGCUUGCUUCUAAGAUUGGAUAAGGUCUUUCUUCCUAUAAUACACCAGGACUCACGUCAAUAUCCCACAUCCCUUAAAGACGAGCAAGGUUCGCCUUUCCAUACAGCAAGAAUAACAACACUUGCUCACCUCAUUUUUGCAAGAUGGCAGGAAAGAAACGUACAGCGGCGCCUUUGCCGCCAAACUCAGGCUUCAAAGCCUCUGCUUCUUUUUUGAUGGCUCGAGUAAUUGGGCCUUCACAAGCUACCCGUGCCAAACCGGUUGCCAUGAACGAAGAGGCACACACGGAGUUUGUACCUGUGUAUAUACACACAGCCAAGUGUGAUAUCUGUGAAAAACGAAACGAUUCGGUUCUCCAGCGCUGCGUGACAUGCACGUCUCAGUUUUGUUAUCGGUGCAUGCUGGGUGGAGAUGGAAUCCACGUCAAGAGCUAUAAUAUGGACUGGACAGACUAUGGUGCCCAGGCAAACUCCACCUUUAAGGCGCAGAAGAAAGCGCAAGAACACCUCGCCAACCACGUCGCCAACCACAAGCCUGGCAGUGCUCUUCAACAAAGAUACACUUCAGCCUCGGAGAUCCCAUCCUGCAGGACCAACCACAGAGAACUCAAGGAUGCCCACAAGGGAACAAUGGAGGCCUUUGUUGCGGAUGAGAUUCCGGCCAAGGCAGGACCCGCGCACAAGGGGCAAAAGACUACCGCCACAUAUCAACAACCAAACCAGGGGAGGCCAGCACCUGCGGCCAAGAAAAACACCAGAGCCGAAAAUGUCACAAGGAAUCGCACGGAGGCACAGUUCCCCUUAAUCAUCCCCGGUCACAAGGACGAUGGCCCGAAGUUCCAGAGAUUUAUUUCCAACCUUCAAGAGACGAAUGGCAACGACGAAACGGAGGGGGAAUGGACCUCUAGUGACAAUGAGGACCACGAUCCUAGGAGGAUCUCGGACUUUUUCUCUGGCCCCAUCGGGGUAAUUGGCAGGAAGCGUAACUCUCUGAGACCAGCCCAAAACCCCUGGACCAAAGAGAUCAAAGAGAACAAAAAGGACAUCAGAGCGGAGUUAUCUCUUAUUGACCGCCACUUGGACCUUCUCAAUGACAAGAAAAAGCUGGCUCUGGUGAGAAAGAUGCACAUUGACGAUGCCCUGGAUGCUGCCUGUAUCUUGAUGAGCAUGCGAACCGAUGCAAGGGGCUUCCCGGAUGAAAAGGAAACCUCGGCCCCUCCAAGCGAAUCGCUGGCAAAAAAACUCAAAAGUGGCGAAGCUCUGAACAAUGCCCAUAUCUUCACAGGCAUGCGGACCAGUGCGAGGGGCAUUCCUGUUGAUACAGAGUAUGCUUCCAAAGGCACUCAGGCAAACACGAGGCUCCCUUUCAGGGACGGCCUGGGAAGAGUAUUCGAAGGUGAUGAGGCCGUAGGCGCUUCUACCUCGACGGGCAUGCAAACUGACGCCGGGUUCUAUCUCGCUGAGAGGACAACUCAGCUCACCGAAACUCAGAGGUCUGCCCUGGAAAAAGAACGCAAGAUUGAUGCAGUCGUGGAAGCUGCUUAUUAUUCCUUCAUGCGUGAGGGGCGGUCCUCCAGAUAAGACACAAAGGAACCAGAAAAUGAGAGAACCUCCAGACAGUGAUUUUGCGGGGUGGAAUGUUAGGGAAUGCAUGCUGUCUGUAUGAGAUAAGUGGUGUCUGCAUGUAAUGACAAUGGAGUUCUUUAAAAAUCACUGCUUGCCCCUUUGCUUAGUGCCGAUGUUCCUGACUGUUGACAGAACAGACUUUCAAUCUCCAUGAUAAUCCAGUAUAUCCCUAACAUUGUCACAGCUAUUUGGACCUGAUAUAACUGUAUAGUAUACGGCUAAGAUUCCCCGUUGUCUUUGUCUUGCUCCUGAGCACAAGGGCCAGUAACCUGCUUCCAUGUUAUCAAUAGGAGGGCAGUUCGUCACAUUGAAGAACCCAGCUUGACGCUCCAGACUCAUAUCUAGACGAUUAAGCCGAAGAAACCCCAUAGUUUAUCCAGAUAUACUCCAUGCAUG